This is a messenger RNA of Aspergillus ruber CBS 135680, 430 nucleotides long. RefSeq lists its product as uncharacterized. Gene Ontology annotation, cellular component: mitochondrial inner membrane. The transcript is spliced from 2 exons. The annotation marks the transcript as partial. The record is from RefSeq and is a predicted model, not a curated record. NCBI's taxonomy places the organism in Eukaryota, Fungi, Ascomycota, Eurotiomycetes, Eurotiales, Aspergillaceae.
AUAUGGCUGCAAACCACCCGAUCCACAUCCAUCCGGCACGACCGCUCUAUCGUUUUACAGCAACUGCUUUGGGUGCCAGCAUGUGGUUCUUUCUAAUGUAUCGAGCCAAGAAGGAUGGACCUGCUUUGUUGGGCUUGAAGCAUCCCUGGGACCACUGAAAUGCAAUUUACAUUGCGUUCCCCACGCUCCAUGAUUCCUUAAGCAGCAAGAAUUGAAGACGUAUUAUUCUAGUUAUCCUAUCUAUAACUCAAUGGGCAUCUAUAGUUUCAUGGAGCUUCAUGCUCUAUAUCCAACUGAUUAUUUUAUCUACUUCGGGACUGCGGAUAGCCACGAGGACAUCAAUAAUUUAGUAGAGAGCACAUAUCUGUGUAGACGAAUUACUAUUUGUAUUCAAUUUGGUUGUUAUAUCAAUGCCAUUUCAUAUCGAAUG